UCUGCUCCUAAGCUGUGUCAUCCUCCACCCAUAGGCCCCCGUGGCCUCCCCAGCAGCUGCUGGCCUCCGGUCCCGCCCACCACCACCAACAAACAUCCCUGGAUCAGGGGUCAGGCGGGCACCGGCAGCAUGGGGCUCCUGGGACCGCUAGGCUGCCGCUGCGCCCUCCUGGGCUUUCUCCUCCUGUUCCCUCCAGCCUCCUCCUUCUGGCUCUUCAAUGUCCUCUUUCCCCCAAGUGCCACCCCCAAGGCUGCCCUCAACAACCACACGAGACCUGUGGUGCUCGUGCCUGGCUGCUUGGGGAACCAAUUGGAGGCCAAGCUGGACAAGCCCGAAGUGGUCAACUGGCUGUGCUAUCAGAAGACGAAGGACUUCUUCACCAUCUGGAUGGACCUCAACAUGUUCCUGCCCCUCGGGGUUGACUGUUGGAUUGACAACACUAGGGUGGUCUACAACAGGACCACAGGACAAAUGUCUAAUGCUCCUGGGGUACAGAUUCGAGUUCCAGGCUUUGGCAAGACCUAUUCUGUGGAGUAUCUGGACCCCAACAAACUGGCAGGCUAUAUGCACACAUUAGUGCAAAAUCUCGUCAACAACGGGUACGUGCGGGAUGAGACAGUCCGGGCUGCACCUUACGAUUGGAGGCUGGAUCCCACCCAGCAGGAAGAAUACUUUAAGAAACUAGCAGGGCUGGUGGAAGACAUGUAUGCUGCCUACGGGAAGCCCGUUUUCCUCAUUGGACACAGCCUGGGCAACCUUCAUCUGCUGUACUUCCUUCUGCACCAGCCCCAGGCCUGGAAGGACCGAUUCAUUGAUGGCUUCAUUUCGCUGGGAGCUCCCUGGGGUGGCUCCACCAAAACCAUGAGGGUCCUGGCUUCUGGUGACAACCAGGGGAUUCCACUCAUGUCGAACAUCAAGCUUCGAGAGGAACAUCGGAUGACCACUUCCUCUCCGUGGAUGUUCCCUUCCCGCCUAGCUUGGCCUGAGGAUCACAUCUUCAUCUCCACACCAAACAUAAACUACACCUUUCAAAAUUUCCAGCGCUUUUUUGCAGACCUGCACUUUGAAGAUGGCUGGUACAUGUGGCUAAACAGCCGUGACCUGUUGGCAGGGCUGCCUGCUCCAGGCGUGGAGGUCUACUGCCUCUAUGGAGUGGGGCUACCCACCCCCCACACCUACAUCUAUGACGAGGGUUUCCCCUACAAUGACCCCGUGUCCGUGCUCUACGAGGAUGGCGAUGACACUGUGGCCACCCGGAGCAUGGAGCUCUGUGCUCGCUGGCAGAGCCAGCAACCCCAGCCGGUCCACGUGUUCCCAAUCCCUGGCCUGCAGCAUCUCAACAUGGUCUUCAGCAACCAAACAUUGGAUUACAUCAACUCCAUCCUGCUGGGCACCUAUCGAACAAAGGCUGCAAAUGACUCCCACCCAGACCCUGCCCCCGCCAAGGACUCCCACCUGGCCUCUCCUCCCAGGAACACAGACACAGACAAGGUCACAGACCACAUAUGAGGGGCUACUCGUCCACUCCAGUUGGCCAAAAGGGCAGAAGGUGCCGCCUCCCUCUAACGCUUGGCUCUGUCCCUGACUUUGAGGUCCAUCCUGUUACAGUCCUGCUAGGGACUGAGGAGACAUCGGACUUCAUGAAUAAAAAUGUCUUUUUCUUUGAAGCCCAGCUCUGGAGUGACUAGGGAGAAAGGAGGGUCUGACUCUCUGGAAGUGGGAAGGGGAGAACAAAUAAUAAACAUUUAUUCAGCA
Messenger RNA from Gracilinanus agilis (Agile Gracile Mouse Opossum), 1755 nucleotides. It is a transcript of the gene LCAT, whose product is annotated as lecithin-cholesterol acyltransferase. The transcript is spliced from 6 exons. Gene Ontology annotation, molecular function: phosphatidylcholine-sterol O-acyltransferase activity. The record is from RefSeq and is a predicted model, not a curated record. Bases 130 to 1509 code for a protein of 459 amino acids. Gene Ontology annotation, biological process: lipid metabolic process. Lineage: Eukaryota; Metazoa; Chordata; Mammalia; Didelphimorphia; Didelphidae.